This is a messenger RNA of Striga asiatica, 1243 nucleotides long. NCBI's taxonomy places the organism in Eukaryota, Viridiplantae, Streptophyta, Magnoliopsida, Lamiales, Orobanchaceae. The record is from the annotation of a GenBank genome assembly.
AUGUGGGACUGGCGGCGACUGGAGGCGAUUUGCGGUGCAUCUGAGAGGCCAACGAUGCCGCGAGGGCCCGCGUUUGGUGGCGUGAGAGCGACCUUCGGGCUCUGUUCGAAAGCCCGAUCUGUGCUCAUGGAAAAAGAACACAAUAAUUGGGCUUUUCAAUUACUCGAAGUCUUCUGGAGUUUCCUCCGCAAAUGCAUAUUCUCGAUCCUCUCAGUGGGCCCCAUCCCUCAACACAUUGCCUUCAUCAUGGACGGUAACCGAAGGUACGCCAAGAAAAGGAACCUUCAAGAAGGGGCAGCGGGCCAUCGGGCUGGCUUCUCGGCCCUCAUGAGAAUGCUACAAUACUGUUACGAGCUCAACGUUAAAUACAUAACCAUUUACGCCUUCAGCAUCGACAACUUCAAAAGGCGUCCUGAGGAGGUACAAUCCACCAUGCAAUUAAUACAGGAAAAAAUCGAGGGCUUACUCGAGGAAGAGAGUAUUAUCCACCGUUAUGGGGUGCGGGUACACUUCAUAGGGAACAUGAAGCUUCUGAGCAAGCCCGUUCAGUCGGCUGCCGAACGGGCCACGCGGGCCACCGCGCAAAACUCGAGGGCCGUGCUCUCGAUUUGCCUUGCCUACACAUCGACGGACGAGAUCUUGCGAGCAGUCGAGAAAACGUGCAGUGAGAGAAAACUCGAGGGCCGUGCUGAUGUGGCGGAUGUUGAUAGGGCUAUGGAUAUGGCAGUUGCGCCUGACCCGGAUGUUUUGGUACGGACCUCGGGCGAGACUCGGCUGAGCAAUUUUCUGCUGUGGCAGAGCACGUCGACCUUACUGUACUCCCCUGGGGUGCUGUGGCCGGAUAUUGGAUUCCGGCACCUGGUGCGUGCGGUAUUGGAUUUUCAGAGGAAUUUCACUUAUUUUGAGAAGAAACAGAAGCAAAGUUAGGUUCUGAUGGAGAACAGAAAAUAAUAAUAAUAAUAAAUAAAUAAAGAAGAAAGAAUGACGAAAGGAAAUAUACAGUGGUAUGUUGUGGUGUUUGGAUUAGAUAUAUAAAGAAGAUUGUGGUUUUUCUGGGAGUGAUGGAUGUAGUAUAUUCAUCCCCACCCUCUUGGUAUUGGUAGCUAUUGUUAGAAUCACAGGAUUUGGUCUUAUAUAUCUUGUAACAUUAGAAAAUUUAUGUGGUUUGAUGUUGUUUAGUAUAAUCAGGAUGUAUCUUGUGCAAUCAUAUUGUUCAUGGAUUAUACAGAUUAUAUCAUCUCGU